Messenger RNA from Phaedon cochleariae (mustard beetle), 1899 nucleotides. The record is from the annotation of a GenBank genome assembly. Lineage: Eukaryota; Metazoa; Arthropoda; Insecta; Coleoptera; Chrysomelidae.
CAAAUAACACGCUCCAUUAAUGUGAUACUAUAGGAUAAGUCAAGUGUUUUUUCUACGAUAAUACCUCAGUUCUACUCGUGAUUACCGAGGUAAAGGUGAUUAUCAACAAAACUGAUGUGUGUUUUAUCGGCAAAUCUCUAAUCUGUGAGUACUGGCGGAGAUAGUAAAAUGUGGACUAGACUGCGGACAUUCCGCUGGUUUCAGUGACAUCUGACAUUUUGCUGGUGCCGCAGUUUUUUUCUUCGACUAGGGGGACAUGGAGGUCGAAACGUCGGCUGCGCCUGAUGGGGGUUGGGGUUGGAUGGUGGUGUUCGGAGCGGCUUUGAUAAACAUGGUGAAUCAAGCGAUGUUCGCAAAUUUCGGUCUGAUUUUCGGUGAACAGCUCAAAGUGAUGGCCAAUGGACAUGCUACUGGAAUAACCGUAGUUUUAGCCAUAAACGUCGUAGUUACGAACUUUGCUGGACUUUUAGUAGGUCCAUGUUUGAAGAAGAUCAGCCUGAGGAGUCUCACCUUCAUCAGCAUAGCGUUGGUCGGCAGCGGAAUGAUUUUAUCCAGCUUUGCGACUGAAAUUUGGCAUGUUGUUGUUGGGUACAGUUUUUUCACAGGUCUCGGACUUGGUCUUCUGGCCUCUGGAACGUUUCUGGUCAUAAACGACUACUUCACCACGAAGAAGAGCACAGCUGUGGGUAUUUCCAUGGCUGGUACUGCCAUGGGUCAGAUGUUGAUGCCGACGUUCAUAGGAAUGCUGCUGAAGAAGUACGAGUACUCCGGCACCACCUUCAUCCUGGGGUUCGUGAGCUUCACAGGAGUUAUCGGCGCCAUGUUUUUCAAGCCUAUUUUCUGUUGCAAAAAAUGUGCAGUAGUACAACCCGACCAAGAAAAAGGAAAAGACGGAGAAAUGACAAGUGAAAAAAAGGAAUCGAUAUUAGAAAAGGAGGGAGAAAAGUUGCUUGCACAAAAUGGUGGACGUCUAAAGAAGCAGGGAAUUUUGAAACGUACUAUAGAGAAAAACUAUUCUGAUUCUGCUCUCGAAGUGGGUUCCAGUCAAUACACACUGGAGGAGGACAAGCCGACCAAGCUCGACAAGAUCUCCAAGUCCUUGGGCCUGGACCUCCUCAAAGACGGCACCUUCGUCCACAUAGUCACUGGCUUGGGUCUGGUGUACGUCUCCUCCUACACCUUCAAUGCCUUCCUGCCCAUGUUUCUGCAGGACGAGGCGGAAUUCUCCAUGUUAGAGACCACCACUUGCAUGACGGCCCUCUCCACUGCUGACGUCAUAGGAAGGGUGACGGUGCCAGAGAUAUCCAGGCGGCUGCGGCUCAGCAACAAGAGGUCGUUCAUGAUCGGGUGUAUCCUGUUGGCCAUCACCAGAUCAUGUCUGGUUGAAUUGGGGGUAUUUCAGUACACCGCGGCCUUCUCUAUCGUGGUCGGAUAUUUCCGAGCAGCUGCUGUCAUCAAUCAGAACCUGGUGAUUUCUGAGUACAUCAGCAAAGAGAAGCUGCCUUCUGCUGUCGGACUCAAUAUGGUGGUGAAAGCAUUGCUCAGCUUGACCCUGGGACAAUCUCUAGGUUUGCUGAAAGACCAAUUGAGCUAUUCAAUCUCCAUACACGUACUGAAUGUGAUCGUAUUGGGUGUGGUAUUGUCUUGGUUCUUCGAGACUAUGGUAAGAAGAAUAAGGUCAUCGAGGAAGCCGAAGCCAAUAUGCACCAUAGCCGAAGAGACAAAUCCGAAGACAUGAAGCAGGUUCUUAGAAUAAGCUCUCAUUUGAUUGUAAUAAUUGUGAUACUCAAGUACUUGUAUAUAUUUUGAUUAUAUCUAUUUUUGUGUGUGUAAACAUAUACAUAUAUAUAUAUUUCAGUGAAUGAUUCCACUUUGGAUAAACUUUUUUUUCAGAAUCUA